AUGCUGUCAAAAUCUAGAUCUUACGUUUCAAUUGCUUGUGAUAAUUGUCGUAAACGUAGAAGAAAAUGUAAUGGAGAACUUCCGUGUCAUUAUUGUUCAGGGAAAAACAAACCAUGUGUAUAUGACAAGACCAAAGAUAAACGAAGACGACGAGUAGAUUUAGUUUAUGUUGAUUAUUUAGAACACAAGUAUAACAAUCUACUCAAUUUUGUCAAAAGAAUACGAUCAACUACUAAAGAUGAACGAUUACGUGCUCAAUGUAAUGAAAUGUUGGCUAAUAAUGAUCCCAAAUUCAUUGAUAAUAAAGAUCUUGGAUUAUCAAAUGAUGAGCUGACCCAUAACAAUCAAUCCGACAAACAACAAAAGGAGAUCAUUCAAUUGGAUAACCCUAUGGAUGAGUUGGUGUCUAUGAAAUGGGAAUUGAAAUUUGAUGAAUCUGGCAAUACAAAGUUCUUGGGUCCUCCAGUUCGACAAGUUGACCGAUGUUUGGUCAAAGACAGUAUGGUAGCCAUGGAAGACCCCGAAAGAGUAUCCUAUUUUAAUGAAACAGUAUUGGCAGACACAGAAUUCAUGAAAGAACUAAUAAACACAUUUUUUCAAAAUUUGUUGCCAUUUAAUUUAGUACUUGAAGAGAUCAAUGUUGACGAGAUUACCCGAGAAAUCACAUCAAUGACAGGUAAACGUAGCUGUUACGAAGCAGUGAGUUGUUUACAUUUAUUAGCAUUGGCUAUUUUAGCUUAUGGAUUUAGUAUACUACCAAAAGAUCAUCCCUAUUUCCAAAACUUAAACGGAUGGAACCCAUUUUUGUCAAUAGUUGAAAGAUCAUUAUUUAAACUACUUCGGAAAUCAUCUCACACAACCACUGGUAAUUUAAUUGAUCAUUCACAUAUAGUUUACACCAUUUUGAUUAUUACAAUUUUGCAUUUGGGAAAUUAUGAUGAAUCUCAGGCUUGGGUUUAUUCCUCAAUACUUUGUUCUCAGAUUCAACAUGUUGGUUGGAAUGUUUCAACUGAUUAUCCACUGGAAUCGAAUGACCUAUCUAAAUUCAGAUCAAAACUAUUUUGGAAUUGUUUAGUGGUGGAAAAGAUAUCGGCAUCGAUGUUUGGACGUAGUUCACCAAUAAAUUUCCGACAACUUUUAACAGAUUUCUACACUUCAGAAACUAAAGAUAUCAAUGAACUUGUUUUCCAAUUCAAUAGUAAACUUUGGUUUAUAUAUGAUAAGUUUAUGGGACAGGUUUAUUCAUUUCAUUUCAACACCCAGAAUAAAAUGCUAUAUAAAAAAGUCUUAAUGACGGCAACUCAAAGUUUCCAAGAUUUCCAAGGAUUUAUGAAUCAAUAUUUGCCAUUAAAUGAAACUAACCUUGACAACCAGAAUAUAAUCUUACUACAUUUGACUUUCCAUGUGUUUUUAUUGUUAAUAAUUCGUCCAUAUAUGAAAAUGCCAGAGAUUGCUGGGUCCAUAUUUCAGAAAAGUAUAUCUAUUACCGAACAGUGUUAUAUUCUUAUAAACCAAUAUAAUAGCAAAUUUGGCAAUGGAGUGACAACAGGAUGGUACAAUUGUCAUUAUGGGUUUUUAUUGUAUCAAGUUUCAGUGUUCUUGUUAUGUGCUAUUCCUGUACAUGAUUCUGUUGGCCCUCCAGGACAACACAAUGUAUUAAUUCAACGUUUGCAUUUAUUUUUACAAUGUUUGAAAAAUGGAUCAAAAUAUUUACCUGUUUAUAAUGUCUAUUACCAAACUUUGUUAAACAUAUUUAAUAAUAUGACUCUCGAUGAGGAAAUUUCGAUUUUGGUGAGACAAGCGUAUGAAAAUGAAUCAAUUGAAGUGAAGACAAGUAGUGUUGAAAAAGAAGAUUUGGUACUUGAUUUUGAUCAAGAUUGGCAAUCAUACGUGAACUCUUUAAACUUAGAGUUGAAUCAAGAUGUCUAUAGUUAUUUAGAAGAAGGCAUACUUGAUAUGUUAUGA
Molecule: messenger RNA, 1965 nt
Organism: Candida albicans SC5314
Lineage: Eukaryota; Fungi; Ascomycota; Pichiomycetes; Serinales; Debaryomycetaceae
Gene: FGR17
Product: Fgr17p
Exons: 1
Coding region: 1-1965 (654 amino acids)
Biological process (GO): DNA-templated transcription; regulation of DNA-templated transcription
Molecular function (GO): DNA-binding transcription factor activity, RNA polymerase II-specific; zinc ion binding; DNA binding
Source: RefSeq, a predicted model, not a curated record